Messenger RNA from Penicillium chermesinum, 3123 nucleotides. Its product is annotated as phosphatase family protein. The coding region runs from base 1 to 3123 and encodes 1040 amino acids. Lineage: Eukaryota; Fungi; Ascomycota; Eurotiomycetes; Eurotiales; Aspergillaceae. The transcript has 2 exons. Gene Ontology annotation, molecular function: phosphatidylinositol-4,5-bisphosphate 5-phosphatase activity. The record is from RefSeq and is a predicted model, not a curated record. Gene Ontology annotation, biological process: phosphatidylinositol dephosphorylation.
AUGAGCUCUAAGGACCCACAUGCGGGGUCGGCUCCGCCAUCAAACUCGAAGCAAACAGAAGACCAUGUGGAGGACAUUCAGGGCCCCGGAUUGGAUCUAUCAUCUUUGUCGAGUGCCCUCAAGGCCCGGAAGGCUGAAUACACCCGCCGGAGAACGAUCCGAGUGAAGAUUGGGACAUGGAACGUAGCGGCCAUUCCCGGCACCGAGAAGGAUAUCGGGAAGUGGUUCAUCGAAGGCCAGGGAGUGUGUGAGAGGUUUUCUGGUGUGAAGGGCGAGUGGCUGGAGCACACAGAAACUACGGACGAGCCUUCUUCGAGUGGAACGGAAGAUGACUCGAAGAAAAAGUCGUUCAAAACGAGGCCCGAGGAGGUCGAUCUCUAUGUUCUCGGCCUGCAAGAGAUUGUAGAUGUCUCGUCACCUGCGGAGGCACUGAGACCGUAUACUGAUACCGGACCAUCGAAUAGGUGGAAAGAAGCGGUUCAUAAGGCUCUUCCUUCUGGAUAUCAGCUGGUCUCGGAGGGGCAGUUGAUCGGCCUUCUACUUUUGAUCUACGCCUCGCCUGCAAUUCUAGACAGUGUGUCGUCUAUCAGCACCACAUCGGUCGGGACUGGGCUGAUGGGGUAUAUGGGAAACAAAGGUGCUGUGGCUACUCGGCUGGUGCUCGGCGAAACGACCAAGCUCGUGUUCGUCAACAGUCACCUUGCAGCAGGAUCCGAUAAAGGCAGUUUGGAACGCCGGAACUGGGAUGCUUCGCAAAUUAUAGCACGCGCAAAGUUCGAACCAGUGGAAAAGGGCCAAGAUACUCAGGAAGACGUCUCUGAACGUAUCGGUGAUGAAGAUUUCACUUUCUGGUUUGGCGACUUGAACUACCGCUUGGACGACAUCCCGGGCGACGACGUACGACAAGUAUUAUCUCGACACACCGACAAUGCAUACGAUAAUGCCCGUCAAGAAAACAAGAAAAAGACCAGUUCAGCUGACUCUCAGGUUGAUCCGGAAGAUCAUCCGAAACAAUCACUGUCGGAAAUUUCAGUUUCCGAAGAAGAUGGAUGGCUGGAGCCCGUGACCGACGACGAAAUUGAUCCUCAUAAUGAUCCUGCCUCCCUCCAGACUACUAUAUCCUCCUUGAUUGUUCACGACCAAUUGCGCGUUCAACAGCAGAAGGGAACAGCAUUCCAUGUAGGAUGGCAAGAGGGUCAAAUCACGUUCUUGCCCACAUACAAAUACGAUAUCGGAAGCGUAGCCAUGUUCGAUACAAGCGAGAAACAGCGUGGCCCCAGCUGGUGUGAUCGGAUCCUUUUCCGCACCCGUCAGAAUAAGCUGAAGCAUGAGCGGCUUGAUCGAGAAGCCGAAGAGGCUCGAAAGCGAGACAAAGAAAUGGAAGCUCAGGGGCUUGAUAAAGCUGUCGCUGACGAUAAUGUGCUCUUCGACUAUGAUCCUGAUAUGGAUGGGGCAGAUGAUAGCGGCAACGUAGAAGAGUCCGUUUCAGAUAACGAUCGGUCCGAUGUCUCGUCUGUUGCAUCCCAUGCAUCAUCGGGAGAAGCCGUCCAUCUGGCGCAUUACGUCUCACACCAAGGCAUUCUUUCCUCAGACCACAAGCCCUUGGAGGCUAUAUUUACAUUGAAUUAUGAUGCGGUGCAUCCUAAACUUAAGGCCAAGGUCCACCAGGAGGUGGCUCGGGAAUUGGAUAAAGCCGAAAACGAAUCUCGGCCUGGCUUGACCGUCGUGGUAGACACUCAUCAUGAUGGCCAGAGAUCGACGGAUGACCCGAAUGCCGUGGACUUCGGGGAUGUUCCCUUCGACGUUCCUAUUCACCGCUCCUUAACGAUAGCAAACACGAGUGGUGCUCCGGCCACUUUCUCCUUUGCUGAGAAACCCAGUCAUGGGGAUGAGAGCAGUUCGGAGACCCCAUCCUGGCUUGAGAUCCAUAUCGAGCGAGCUUCAGAAGAAAAGGAGCAGACUUCUGCUAACCCUGGAGCUAGUUCAAGUCAUACAUUACACCCAGGCGAGGUAGCCAAUGUUGAUGUUACUGCCCAUGUUCGCAAAAUCGAAGAUGUUCGCUUGCUUAAUCUCAAGAAAGUCAAGCUUGAAGAAGUUCUUGUUCUUCAUGUAGACAGUGGGCGAGACCAUUUUAUUUCCGUCUCAGGCCAUUGGCUUCCAACUUGCUUCGGCUGCAGCGUGGAUGAGCUGACUCGAAUGCCCGAGGCUGGCGCUAGAAGUCUCUCAACGAAUGGAAAGUCGCCAUUUAAACAAGAGAAUGAUGUCCGACUCUCUGCUCCUCGUGAACUCUUUCGAUUGACCGAGGCAAUCUCAGAUCUCACAGAACGAGCAGUAGCCGAGUGGGACAUGACACGGGGCGAAUCUGAGCAGGCGCCGUGGACCAGAGACCCUGGGGGCACUGCGUGGCCCUUCGCGCCAGAUACAUGGACCCUGAAAGAGCAGCAAGCGCGCGCACCUCUUUGUGUGGCUGUUCGCGAAGCCCUCGAUACGAACGAGUCUAUUGGAUCUGUCUUUGGCCCGGAAGUCCCUCCUCUUCAUCGUCUCGAGAUCCUCGCGGAAACCCUCUUGACGUUCCUUACCUCCCUCAGUGAUGGCAUCGUCACUGCCCCAGUAUGGCAAGAAAUGGAAAAGCAAUUGAUCGCCCGCGAAAAGUCAAAAGCGCCACCACGGUCCUGGGACGAGCUCCAAGCCUGGGUUCUGGAGCACCUCGCCUACUCCCCCGCGCACAGUGUCUCCUUCACGUUUGUAACAUUCAUGCUCGUCCGGAUCGCUAACGAGGUGGCACCUGUACCAUCCGUCGCACCGCCAAGCCCUGCGCGCUCCUCGACCUCGGACCCCAAAAAACAAUCCUCCGAUUCGAAAGAGCCUGAAGAAGGAAACCCUCCUCCGUCUCAGACUACCAGCAAUCCCAACCCCGAGCAACAGCCCGCCGUUGCACGCAGACAAGCCGUUGAGUCGGACUUCGCAAGUAUUUUUGCGAAGGUCCUCAUUUCACCCUCUGCACCCGCGCCGGCAAAAGAGAAGGAGCGCCGCGCGUCAGAUGAACGCAAGAAGUGCAUUAUUGAGCCAUUCUUGAAAAUGAUUGGUGUGGAUGAGCAAGGACCCUCCGGCGGUCGCACUUAA